Messenger RNA from Naegleria fowleri, 1137 nucleotides. RefSeq lists its product as uncharacterized. Bases 1 to 1137 code for a protein of 378 amino acids. The transcript has a single exon. Gene Ontology annotation, molecular function: sequence-specific DNA binding; zinc ion binding. Gene Ontology annotation, biological process: regulation of DNA-templated transcription. The record is from RefSeq and is a predicted model, not a curated record. NCBI's taxonomy places the organism in Eukaryota, Heterolobosea, Eutetramitea, Acrasida, Naegleriidae.
AUGAAAUCAAUAGGACUUUCACUUCUCGAUUUGCAAACCAUGAGAGAGGCGCUCGUGAUGCUUCAAACCGGAUCACCUCUUCAAGUGCAUUUCGGUGAAAAAGUAUUCACAAGAGUGAAAAAAAACGUUCAAGAGACUUGUCACAUGCCUUUAACUACCAGUCCAGAAAAUUUUCUUCAACAACAAUCGUCUCUAGAGCCACAACAUCAACAUCACUCUUCAUUGCCUGACACUAUUUUCAUGGAACACUCAAAAAUCUAUCCCCAACAACAACCUCUUGGUCUUUUUUCAUCUCAGACAAGUCCCAACUCAUUCCCAACUCAACGUCAAGCAUGUGCCAACUGUCAAGCCACUGAAUCUCCUGUCUGGAGAAAAGGCAAUCAUGAUGAAAUGCUUUGCAACAAGUGUGGACUCUAUCGGUUAAGAUAUGGCAAAAAUCGACCAACUCAUGUGAAAGCUGGACGAAGACAAAAGAAGAGUUCUUCAAAGAAACGAGAUUUACAAGUGACAUCUGAAGAAGAAAGCGAUAAAACAUGUCAAGAGCAAGUAUACACUGCUUGUCCUUCUACCAAGAAAGUGAAAACGAAUCCUUCGAGCGAAAAACUCACCAUAGCUCCUCGUGAACCAUCCUUCAGCCCAGAUAGAAGUACUGUCAGUUGUCAAAACUCUUCGAAUGGCAGCGAUUUGCAAAAUUCCUCCUCCUCAACAUCGUCGACGAAUAACUUCAAUGAAUUGUCAUUGGAAUUUCUUGAAAAUGAAUCUCUUUUCAAUGACUUGGAUGGUCACGUGGAAGGAAUCAUUCCACAAGUGUCAGUUGUCGAAAAUCAUAAUAUCCAAUCAUCUAUGGACAUCCUCAGAAAACAAUUAGCAGAAGCCUCUCAACGAUAUCCAUUACUCAUGAAUACCUUAAUAUCAAUCAUAAGGAAACAUGUAUUGAAUCAACCCAACGUUGUUGCAAUGAUUCAAUCUCAGCAACAAUAUCCAAAAGUGCCAAAUGUCAUGCAUAGUCAUUAUUCACCCAUUUUAGAUUCAUUAGUUAGCUCACAACAACAGCCUAACAACAACAAUAACUUUUUCAUGCGAGAGAUGGAAUUUUAUUCGAUACCUCAAUAUUUUCACUUUAAGAGAAAUGCUUAA